CUCAUAAAAGUUAACCGAUACCAUGAACUAAUACCAACUUAUUUCAUGAUUCAGAGGGUGGCCUGUACUUUCUGUUGUAAUUUUUUAGAUUGGCCACUAGGGGGACAUGUCGCUAGGGGGUUAGGCGAGUGAGAUUGGCGGCUCCUGUAGCUAGCUAAAAAGGUGUCAGCAGUGUGGACUUUCUUCAAAAGUUUUGAAGAUGACAGAAGCAAGGCCGAGUGCAAACUGUUUACUGAUAAGGUGUCCAGGGGAGGUAAGGAGAGGACAGGUUAUGCGCUGGAAUACACCCAGUUUGCUAAGGCUAAUGCAAGACCAGAACAGUCCAGGUUAACUCAGGUUUAGGAAAAGCGACAAAAAAUGUCAAGAGAAAAUCCACGGUCAGUUAAAAUAACAGAGGCUUUGACUCAAUUUAUCACCCUGGCUGUCGGUCGUGGCAAACGUAGGAUUUCGCCGUCUUCUCAGCAUACUCGAACCGCGAUAUGAGAUUCCCAGCUGCCCAUACAUCAUGGACGUAAAGGUUGCCAAAACUUUUGGAAGAGGUAGAAAAACACGUGCAUAACCUCAUGCAGGAGGUUUCAGCCUUAAGUUUCACUACAGACAUUUGGACAAGCAGUGUGUCCCCGAUGUCACUCCUCAGUUUAACGGCGCAGUGGAUUGAUAAAGAGUUUGUUUGUCAUCAAAUCACACUACAUGCAAAGUCAUUCAGGGGCUCGCACACCAGCCAAACCAUUGCAGCUGCUUUCGAUAUCAUGCUUCAGACCUGGGAUAUACUGAAACAACGUCCGUCUAUGUCAUGCUCCAGGACAACACAAGAUAAAGGCCAUGAGUAAUGCAGAGCUGCCCAGCCUACCUUGUACUGCUUACACUCUCCAGCUGGUUGUUCAUGAGGGCCUUCUGUCACAGAGGAGUGUUGCUGAUGCGAUGGCAGUUGGCUGCAAAAUAGUUGGACAUUUUAAACAUUCUGCUCUGGCCAGCUCCCGUCUCAAGGACAUUCAAUUACAGGUCAACCAGCCCGCGAGGCGGCUCCAGCAAGAAGUUCAGACCCGCUGGAACAGCACCUUUUAUAUGAUACAGACAUUGAUCGAGCAGAAACAGGCUCUGGGAAUAUUCGUGUCUGAAUAUGGACUAACUGAUAUGCUGAUGGCUCACCAGUGGACGCUGCAAGAGAAGGUGAUAUCUGUCCUGGGUCCAUUCGAGGAGCUAACUCGAAAAGUCAGCUCUUCAGAUGCCAUGGCUGCAGAUGUUAUUCCAGCCGUCACUGUGCUCCACAGAUUCCUAACAAGGGAGACUGAUGAGGACCGUGGGAUUAAAGCAAUGAAGGGAACCUUGGCUGCAGCUGUCAGGAUGCAGUUCACUGACGUGGAGGAAAACCCACUCUAUGGCAACGCCAUGCUACUCAAUCUCAGAUAUACAAAUCGUUUUUUCUCCAGCACCAUAACUGCUGCAAAUGCCAAAGAGAUGCUAAAACUUGAACUGCUAAGGUUGCCUGGAGAUAAGCAGGAGGAUCAUGACCUGAAUGACCCACCUUCAAGAAAAGCACGCAGUGACCAGCCCACAACUAGUCUGGACAGCAUGUUUGAAGAAAUUACAGAUGAGCAGGCAUCAGCAUCGGUGGGCAAAGCUGCGGUAGGUUCUAGUGUAGAGUUAGAAACAUAUCUUGGAGAGGCCACAAUUUUACGAGAAGACAAACCACUACAAUACUGGAUGAUUAAUAAAGUGCAGUUCCCGAACCUGGCUAAAGUGGCGGACAGAUACCUUUCAGCACUAUGCACAAGUGUUGAUAGUGAAAGGCUGUUCAGCUCAGUGUCACGCAAAAUAGUUCACUGUUAUUUUGUUUGGAUAUAAUAUGGACA
Neolamprologus brichardi is the source of this 1853-nucleotide messenger RNA. RefSeq names its product zinc finger BED domain-containing protein 4-like. The record is from RefSeq and is a predicted model, not a curated record. NCBI's taxonomy places the organism in Eukaryota, Metazoa, Chordata, Actinopteri, Cichliformes, Cichlidae. Gene Ontology annotation, cellular component: nucleus. Gene Ontology annotation, molecular function: protein dimerization activity.